GUAUUGGGGUACAGGGCUGCCCUGAGACCUCAUAACCUCUACAUCUAGGAAGAACUGCCCUCCACUUCCAAAUGUAAGAAAGGACAUUUUCUUUGUAGCUUGAGGGAUAGAGGUGUCACUGUAGAAGGGAUUUCUCCUCUUUUGGGUGAAGGGUUAGAAAUUCCAUCAAGUGAGAAGAGCACACCUCCCCUGGCCCUUCCCCACAAGUGCCUAUACUCUAGGUGAGGGAGCCAGGUGGGAUGAUGCUUUGGGGGGAGAUGCCUAUCUGCUCAGGCCCCUGUCUUCCUCUCUCUUCCCUCUAGACCCAUCCUUUAUGUAGCUAGAAGUCAGCAGGGCUGGCAUAUCUGGUGUGCCUCAUGCUAUUUUUAAUCCCAUUCGUUCUUUUGUUUCUCCCCCACUGCUGGGGCUGGGCAGCUGGUGGCCUCCUGGGUCCCCUGCCACACCAUUCAGCUAUCUGCCUCUGAGUGUGCUUUCCAUGGGAAGCUGGGGUGGCACGAGACGGUGGCCAGGUAGCCACUUUGCAGUCUGUGCUUCUGCAAAGAACCUCAUUUCUCCUUAUUUCUGAACUUUCACCCACACACACCCUCUUAUGAAGCCUCAGUUUCUCCUCUUCCAUCACGCAUUUACUGUGGGCAUCUUAAUGCCCUGGCUCAGGUGUGGGCACUGAAAAUACAGAGCUCUAAGUCCCAGCCUUAGACCCUUCAGUCCCCACCCCCACCCCUGGUUCUGGGUGCACACAGAUCCACAGAAGAAAGGCCUAGGAAAGGCGUUUGCUAUUAUUGUCCUAUGCCUGUCUCCUGGGAUCUCUAACCCCUGGGGGCGCUCGUUUUGUUUUUUGCUUCCCCCUGUUAAGAGGAGGAUGGGAGCUAGCUGGUAACAGGACCCAGGCGUCCUGGCUGAGGACCGACUCCUCUGUCCCUGCUCCAGAUUGACGAGAUGCCUGAGGCUGCCGUGAAAUCAACAGCCAACAAAUACCAAGUCUUUUUUUUCGGGACCCACGAGACGGCAUUCCUGGGCCCCAAAGACCUCUUCCCUUACGAGGAAUCCAAGGAGAAGUUUGGCAAGCCCAACAAGAGGAAAGGGUUCAGCGAGGGGCUGUGGGAGAUCGAGAACAACCCUACUGUCAAGGCUUCCGGCUAUCAGUCCUCCCAGAAAAAGAGCUGUGUGGAAGAGCCUGAACCAGAGCCCGAAGCUGCAGAGGGUGACGGUGAUAAGAAGGGGAAUGCAGAGGGCAGCAGCGACGAGGAAGGGAAGCUGGUCAUUGAUGAGCCAGCCAAGGAGAAGAACGAGAAAGGAGCGUUGAAGAGGAGAGCAGGGGACUUGCUGGAGGACUCUCCUAAACGUCCCAAGGAGGCAGAAAACCCUGAAGGAGAGGAGAAGGAGGCAGCCACCUUGGAGGUUGAGAGGCCCCUUCCUAUGGAGGUGGAAAAGAAUAGCACCCCCUCUGAGCCCGGCUCUGGCCGGGGGCCUCCCCAAGAGGAAGAAGAGGAGGAGGAUGAAGAGGAAGAGGCUACCAAGGAAGAUGCUGAGGCCCCAGGCAUCAGAGAUCAUGAGAGCCUGUAGCCACCAAUGUUUCAAGAGGAGCCCCCACCCUGUUCCUGCUGCUGUCUGGGUGCUACUGGGGAAACUGGCCAUGGCCUGCAAACUGGGAACCCCUUUCCCACCCCAACCUGCUCUCCUCUUCUACUCACUUUUCCCACUCCAAGCCCAGCCCAUGGAGAUUGACCUGGAUGGGGCAGGCCACCUGGCUCUCACCUCUAGGUCCCCAUACUCCUAUGAUCUGAGUCAGAGCCAUGUCUUCUCCCUGGAAUGAGUUGAGGCCACUGUGUUCCUUCCGCUUGGAGCUAUUUUCCAGGCUUCUGCUGGGGCCUGGGACAACUGCUCCCACCUCCUGACACCCUUCUCCCACUCUCCUAGGCAUUCUGGACCUCUGGGUUGGGAUCAGGGGUAGGAAUGGAAAGGAUGGAGCAUCAACAGCAGGGUGGGCUUGUGGGGCCUGGGAGGGGCAAUCCUCAAAUGCGGGGUGGGGGCAGCACAGGAGGGCGGCCUCCUUCUGAGCUCCUGUCCCCUGCUACACCUAUUAUCCCAGCUGCCUAGAUUCAGGGAAAGUGGGACAGCUUGUAGGGGAGGGGCUCCUUUCCAUAAAUCCUUGAUGAUUGACAACACCCAUUUUUCCUUUUGCCGACCCCAAGAGUUUUGGGAGUUGUAGUUAAUCAUCAAGAGAAUUUGGGGCUUCCAAGUUGUUCGGGCCAAGGACCUGAGACCUGAAGGGUUGACUUUACCCAUUUGGGUGGGAGUGUUGAGCAUCUGUCCCCCUUUAGAUCUCUGAAGCCACAAAUAGGAUGCUUGGGAAGACUCCUAGCUGUCCUUUUUCCUCUCCACACAGUGCUCAAGGCCAGCUUAUAGUCAUAUAUAUCACCCAGACAUAAAGGAAAAGACACAUUUUUUAGGAAAUGUUUUUAAUAAAAGAAAAUUACAAAAAAAAAUUUUAAAGACCCCUAACCCUUUGUGUGCUCUCCAUUCUGCUCCUUCCCCAUCGUUGCCCCCAUUUCUGAGGUGCACUGGGAGGCUCCCCUUCUAUUUGGGGCUUGAUGACUUUCUUUUUGUAGCUGGGGCUUUGAUGUUCCUUCCAGUGUCAUUUCUCAUCCACAUACCCUGACCUGGCCCCCUCAGUGUUGUCACCAGAUCUGAUUUGUAACCCACUGAGAGGACAGAGAGAAAUAAGUGCCCUCUCCCACCCUCUUCCUACUGGUCUCUCUAUGCCUCUCUACAGUCUCGUCUCUUUUACCCUGGCCCCUCUCCCUUGGGCUCUGAUGAAAAAUUGCUGACUGUAGCUUUGGAAGUUUAGCUCUGAGAACCGUAGAUGAUUUCAGUUCUAGGAAAAUAAAACCCGUUGAUUACUAUA
Molecule: messenger RNA, 2905 nt
Organism: Homo sapiens (human)
Lineage: Eukaryota; Metazoa; Chordata; Mammalia; Primates; Hominidae
Gene: HDGF
Product: heparin binding growth factor
Exons: 6
Coding region: 937-1563 (208 amino acids)
Biological process (GO): negative regulation of transcription by RNA polymerase II; positive regulation of transcription by RNA polymerase II; protein localization to nucleus
Cellular component (GO): extracellular region; cytoplasm; nucleus
Molecular function (GO): RNA polymerase II cis-regulatory region sequence-specific DNA binding; DNA-binding transcription repressor activity, RNA polymerase II-specific
Source: RefSeq, a predicted model, not a curated record